AGAAAGCUUUUCUCUAGUCUGGGCUCACGAAUUAGUCACACCAUACCUCUACUUGCUAACUGGCUUGCAAGGCUAAAACUUUGGAGGGUUAAGAGUGCAGCAUUUGGAGGAGUCCAGACACAAAAUCUGUGUACACGUCCAUGUGUCCGGCGGACUACUGUCGACUCUAAAAAUAGACUAAAAAUCAAGUGAUGGCUGCCGCAAUCACUGAAGAACCGAGCAAUGGAAGCACGAAGACGCCCGGAACAAGAGUUUACAAAAAAUGUUGUCCGAACAAUAAGAUUACCGUCUACGUCGGAAAACGAGAUUUCAUCGACCACAACGGCAUCGUCGACGCUCUAGAUGGUGUAGUACGAAUCGAUUCCGAUUGCAUCGAGGAUGGAAGUGACAAGAAAGUGUUUGUUCAAGUAUUGGCUGCUUUCAGACACGGCCGUGAAGAUUUGGAUGUGUUGGGUCUGUCGUUUAGAAAGGAUUUGUUUGAAGAGAACGUACAGAUUUAUCCGGUAUCUCGGAAUACGCCUCAAGUCCGUUUGUCAAAACUCCAAGAGAGACUGAUUAGGAAAUUAGGAGCGGAUGCGUACCCUUUCACUUUCAAGCUACCUGCUUGUAUCCCAUCAUCUGUCACUUUACAGCCAGAGGCAGGAUCUACAACCAAGCCAUGUGGAAUUGAUUUUGAAUUACGAGUAUUUGUAGCCAAUGAACCUACUGAUAAGGCAGAUAAGAGGAAUUUGGUUCGAUUAGUAAUCAAGAAAUUAACUCAUGCUUCUCAAUCACCAUCUGACGAACAGCCGACAGCAGAAGUGUCAAAACCAGCAUUAUUGGGAGGGUCUUCCUUACAAGUGGAGGCUACUCUAGAUAAACGUAUGUAUUGUCAUGGUGAAGAAAUCAAAGUUCAUGUGAGUAUUCAGAAUCGAACUGGGCGGCCAGUAAAGAAGAUCAAAGUUUCUGCAAGGCAAUUUGCCGAGAUUUGUCUUUUCUCUACUGCAAAGUACAAGUGUGUCGUUGAUGUUGUUGAAGCUGAAGAAAGAAUUUUGCAGGGCAAUACUUUUCAUCAAACUUACACGUUAUGUCCGACACUACAGAAGAAUCGAGAUAAACGAGGUCUUGCUCUAGAUGGCCAGCUCAAACAUGAAGACACAAACCUGGCUUCAUCGACUGUGGUUGAUGGUCAUGUUCCGACGUCGAGUGAAGAGCGGCAGUGCCUUGGAAUUGUUGUAGAGUAUAGAGUCAAAGUUCGAUGCGUUGUGGCUCUAGGAAGAGAUGUUACACUGGAACUUCCCUUUAUACUUAGCCAUCCCAAAUCCUUUGAUCCCUUAUCAUCAAUCCAGGAUCUGCCACAAUCGAAUCCUAGAGUAGCAAUGCAGAGUGCAGUAACUCAAUCUCUGUUCACCCUUGCUGCUCCCAUAUUGGGACCUCGGCCUGAGCAGAAUGGCAGAGAUGCUUAUAAUGGAGAUGGUGGGGCCAACGUUGGAUUUGCUGCUGAGAGUGCUGCAAAAGCUGUGGAAGCUCGAUUUGUCGAGGGAACUCUUAUCCUUGUAGAUGACACACUUCCAGCACCUGAAGAUGAUGACGACGAGUUGGUAUUUGAAGAGUUUGUGCGGAGUCGUGUCCACGGUGGCGAGUCAGAGGCAUAGGAAAUGAAUGCUCUGCUGGAAUGUGAGGUUUCUGUACGUUCUCUUGUGACAUAACAAUAAAUUAGUCGGGAAGACAAUGUAAUAUAGAAGUUAUAAACAGAAUUUACUGUUACUGUCGUUGGUGUCUUUUUUUUUGUGACAUUGCGCUUAGUUACAAUGAUAUCUGACACCGUGUAGCAUAAUAGCCAUCUGCACUGGUAUUGUGCCGUUCUGACAAAUGAAUAGACUUGAGCUGGGCUUCCCCAAACUGGAA
Messenger RNA from Corticium candelabrum, 1887 nucleotides. Its product is annotated as arrestin red cell-like. The record is from RefSeq and is a predicted model, not a curated record. The coding region runs from base 192 to 1634 and encodes 480 amino acids. Gene Ontology annotation, molecular function: G protein-coupled receptor binding. Gene Ontology annotation, cellular component: cytoplasm. The transcript is spliced from 17 exons. NCBI's taxonomy places the organism in Eukaryota, Metazoa, Porifera, Homoscleromorpha, Homosclerophorida, Plakinidae. Gene Ontology annotation, biological process: G protein-coupled receptor internalization; signal transduction.